Molecule: messenger RNA, 5940 nt
Organism: Drepanopeziza brunnea f. sp. 'multigermtubi' MB_m1
Lineage: Eukaryota; Fungi; Ascomycota; Leotiomycetes; Helotiales; Drepanopezizaceae
Biological process (GO): mitotic chromosome condensation
Cellular component (GO): condensin complex; condensed chromosome; chromatin
Molecular function (GO): chromatin binding
Source: RefSeq, a predicted model, not a curated record
AUGGCUUCCGGACCCAAUGCCUCGGAAAGCGAGCGAACAGUCCGCCAAGGAGGACCCAAUUCCACCAAGUUCGUGACCACAAUGAGGAAAGUGUAUAAGCCACUGGGUUUCAAAAAAGGAUACAACUUUCCUCUCUUCAUCAUUUUCGGCGGCGCCAUGCUCGGCUUCACACUCGCCCGCUUCUCCUACCUCAAUGUCGGCGGCAACAGUUCCAGCAGUUUCAAAAACAAGGGCUCACCGGGAGAAUGGUACAGCUACCAUGUCGGGCACAUGCGGAUUGGCAUCACCCUGCACCUCGUGUGCAUCCUCCCCGCGGGCUUCCUCGCCGUCUUCCAAUUCGUGCCCGCCAUUCGAUACAAAGCGCUGAUCCUGCACCGCAUUAACGGAUAUAUCAUUAUCCUCCUCGUGCUUCUAUCCAACGCUGGCGCGUUGAUGAUAGCGCGCCGUACCAUGGGCGGCGGAUUGGAAGUCCAAGCUGUUGUUGGACUUCUUGUGAUCAUGACUACUUUUGGGCUGGGAAUGGCGUACUACAAUAUCAAGCGUCUGCAAAUCGACCAACACCGUGCAUGGAUGCUGAGGACGUGGUUUUACUUUGGUGUCAUCAUCACUGGUCGACUUCUGAUGCUCAUGUCCGUCCGGAUCAUCAGCCGAAUGGGAGACUACUAUUCUGCGCGUUCGUGCGGCGAGAUUGCCUUCAUCCACAGCUCCCAAGGCAUUCCGCCACUGGCGACAGAGAAGCUGUACCCAGGCUGCGUGAAUGCGAGCGAGGGAAUGCAGGUUGCUAUUAAUGCGCAUGAUACGUAUGGCGGGCUGCCUGAGCAGACGGGUGUGGCGUUGUCCAUGACGUUUGGGAUGUCCAUGUGGCUGGGCUUGUUUUUGCACGCCGUCGGCGUGGAAUUGUAUCUGGCUUUGACGCCGGCGGAGAGUGAAAGGUUGCGAAAUGCGGGCGUUGGAAGAUCGAACGGCUUACUUACGUCGUGGAGUACGACAACAAUAACGACUACCACAACCACAACCACAACGAGAACCAAGGUCUUCCUCUACAACGUCCUCAACAGAUCAACAAAUAUAUCCACCGUUACAAUCAACGCAGAUUAUUUUGACUUACCACAGCGCCCGCUCCUCGAUACCCACGCAAGCAAGCAAUUAAGCAGGGCAGUCACUGAGGAUAUUCCUUCUUCCCGAACAUCAGUCGUCCCACCCCGCAAGACGACUCCAUCCGACCUGACGACCGAGCGCGUCUGGUCUCACUCAUAUACUCGCCCGUCCGCAGGUUUGAAGUCGACACUUUCGUCUCUCGAGUCUGUAGAGAGCGAAUGCGACUCGACAAAGAUACAUAACAUGGUGGAGGCCGAGCACCAGCCUGAGAUAGCCUCGCCGGCUUCAGAGGAACGUCCGCAGACGGCCCGAAAGGACGCGCGUAAAGUCCCGGGCGGCUUUGGAGUCGACGACCUGGAUGACUUGUCUCCCAACAAGGAGGAAUUUUCCGAUUCAAUUUCGGAGAAUGCGAGGGCGAAUAACGCGAACGCUUACGAGCUGAAUAACCGGAUACCUUCUCUCGAUCCAGCGACCCUCCCUUCGUUACCCCCACCGGUCGAAAGUAGUUUGCUGUACAGCCAGAGUGAGCAUGGGCAGCAUGGGAGUGAUGCGCUGCUGGAUACGGUGGACGAGGGGGCAAUGCAGAGACAUCUGAACGAUGUGGAAUCCAGCUUUAUGCCUAUUCCAUCUCCGAUCAGUAUGGAUGGAAAGAAGGGCACAGACGAUACAUUUCUAUUCGACAGUGUGCAAGCUUCUCCACCCUCAGGUCUACCAAAGCUAUUAGAAGGCUCUGCCACAACGAGUGAGCCCCAAACCGAGAUGCAUGCGCCGGAUACACCCCUUUCUCCACCGAAUUCUGCGAACGCACAUACUACACCUGAAGCUGCGCGCCAGGAUCUUUCCAACCAUGAGUCAAUGGAUGCGGCAGACACCAAUUCUUCCUUGGAGACAAUGUCAUCCUCUCCGACAGCAGCCGCGGCAGCACGAACUGUAUCACGGGCGAUAUCGAUGGCAAGUGCCGGAAGAUACGAUGCGUCUUACGACACUGGGGACUUACAGCAGGAAACGGCAAACGAGGGCGAGAAUGAAUCGACCCCAAGGAAGCAAAAAACCAUUCGGUUAACCGAUUCCUCCGACGAUCGUUCUACUCUCCACGAAGGCGUUUCAAGCCGCAACCUCAGUAGCUCAUUUAGCGAUAUGGGAAAUGCUGGGAGUACGCCCGGAAUUCCCCUACUUCGUCGCAAAUCUUCUGGCAGAAGACCAAAAUUUCUUCGAAGUCGCCAUGCCAGUCAAAACUCCAGUGUUUCUUCGCUUGGGACAACUGCGGAGUCGCAGGACGGGAGUGGCACGACACUUGGAGCUGAUUACGCACUACAAUCUGGAGGAGCUGUCCCCGCAUUUUCCCGGAGCGUCAGCAUGGGUCUUUCGAGAUCAAUAAGUUUGGGAAGCAUGGCAUCUGGGAUCGAGGACCUUUCCGGAAGUGGGCCGGAUGUUAUUCUGGCGACGUUGACGGAAGAGGAACAAAACCGAGAGCGAAAACUUGACGAUUCGCCUCCUGCGACUCCUCGUGCGCCUGCAACCAAAUCGUCUCUCGCUGCACCUACGGAUACGGUUAUUGCCAGGCAUGUUCGAAAUGUUCAAGUCCCAGCUUCCGUCGCUCAAGAAUACCGAAACAAGAAUGGAGUGUCUCCCAAACGAUCGAGCUUCCCAGGCUCUACGCUGGGUCGAAAUGGAAAAAAUCUAACGCUAAAGGAACAGAGCAGCACGAUCGAGCGACUUUCUAAAGAAAAUUUUGACUUGAAACUGAAAGUUAUGUUCCUGAGCGACCGUUUGGACAAGCUUUCCGAGGAAGGUGUCAAGGAGAUGAUCUCGGAAAAUGUAGAGCUCAAAACUGGCUUGGCAGUGAUGCAACGAGACAACAAGGCCCUCAAGCGAAAGGUCAGAGAACUCGAACAGCUGCAAAAAGACGGCGAAGAACGACCCUCCACUGCUGGAACUUCAGGUGGUGGCCGGAGCCCGGUAUGGUUUGAUCAAGAAGGUGCUCAAGAACGGGAGGAGGAGCUUAUCUACUUGCGCGAGCGAGUCGAAGAGUACGUUACCGAAAUUGAGAAGAUGCGAAACGACGCGGUGAUUCGAGAAAACGACAAGCGCAACCUUGCUGAGGCUGUUCGUCAGAUGGGCGAGCGCCGUGGUCAAAAUGUUGGAGCUAGAGAGGAAAUGGACGUUUGGAAAGACCUGCUUGAGCAAGAGACUUCUCGCAGGGAACAGGCCGACGAAGAGAAUAAGAAGCUCCGCGAGGAGAUUUUUCGAAUGAAGACCGAGACUACGUCGACUACUGGCGUGCCUGGGCUCAGCCACACCACAAAUAUCUACAAUAUCACCAAGAAACGCAAUGUCUCGCCUUUAAGGCCCAUAUCCGGCAUGUCGGGAAGUUUCGAUGAUCGAAACGGCAACAUGAGCAAUGGGUCCACUUUGGUAGAGGACUUGAGAAGGGACUGCGACCAACUCAGACAUGAGAAUGCCGAACUUCGACGGGAGGUUGGUGCUCAAACGUCUAUGCUGACAUCUCGAAAUCGCGAAAAGGAACGUCUAUACCAAGAAAUCGAAGACCUAAAACUCGGCCAACGGAGAAAUGGUGCUGGAUCAAUUGCUGGAGAUAGUAUUCUGGAGAGAUCGGCGUCGAGAGCACAUGAGCGUUCGUUGUCGCGCACCAGCGCCCGAACAAAGAUUACGACUGUGGAUGAAAUUGAACGCGAAGACUUUGAAAACAAGAAUGCCGAGCUCCGCGACCGGAUUAACAGCCUCAAGAUUCAGAACCAGGAUCUUCAACGCGAGCUGGAGUCGUGUAUGGAAGACUUCGAGACUGCUGUCGAACGCAAGAAAGAGGCCGAAGCUCUUGCCCAAGAAUUGCAAGAGGCUCUGGAGGCAGCUGAGGUUGACCUAGUGACAAUGCAAAGAGAUCGAGAUGAAGCUCUGCGGGGACAAGAAGAUGCGGAAAUACAGUUUCGGAAUCUGCGCGAGGAAGCCCAGGAAGAGCUUGCUCACUCUGAUGCCGAGAUUGAGGCAGCAAAUUCUGAAAUUGCGCGCCUACAGACCGAACUUGGUGAUACGACAGAGAACUUCAAUGCUCUUCAGAGCGAGAUGCGAGACAUGAGCGAGGCUCUGGUGAGACUAGAAGAUGCCCAUGAAGCCAAGACAAAACGCAUUUCGGAGCUUGAGGGAGAAAUUGAUGAGGGCAACCGAGAGAUGGAGCAGAUGGAGAAUGAUCUUGUCGAGUCUAAUGGCAAGAUUGAUCGCCUUACCGUGCAGCAGGAGUCCAGCCAGGGAGAGAUUGCCUUCCUCCGAGAAGAGCAAGAUGGGGACAAGAUCAAGAUUGGUGAUCUCGAGACGGCUCUCAAGAAUACCGAAGAUAUUUUGCACGACGAGCGAGAACGCAUCAAGGAACUAGAAGAGCGCCUCAGCGCCGAGAGGUAUCAACGUGAAGUCAUCGCCGGCAGGGAAAAACAAGAGGUACAGCAAUACAUCAACGAGCUCAACCGCGAUUCGUCGGCCGCCAAAGACGAGGCAAGAAAGCUGCGAAAGUCUCUUCAAUCACGUGAGGUUGAACUUGCGGAAUGGAAAUCGAAACUCACAGAGCUUGAGAGCAAUCUAAAAGCCGCCUUGGGUGGUCUCGAGGGGACCAGGGCGUCCUUCGUCGUGAAUAUCGAAAAGCUGAAGACGGGGCUCGAAAAUGCUCAUCGUGAUCUUGAUAUCGCAAGAGCCUCUCUCGCCGAGAAAGAACACAUAAUCAGACAGCGUGAUGGUCUCAUGGAGCUAAGUGCUCUCGAGUCCAAGAAGUUGGCGGAUAUGGUCGACAAAGAGCGACAGUCCCAUCGCAACACCAAGCACCAGUUUGAGACAUUCCAGAAGACUCACCAACAUACUACUCGCACGCUUACACAGAACGAAUCCCGCGUCUUGGAACUUGAAACUUGUCGUCAACAGGAUCGUAGGAAGAUUGCCACCCUGGAGAAUAACUUCAGGGAUCAAAUGCUUGAGCGCAACCAACUUCUGCUUGCGCUAUGGAACCGUCUAUCUACCCUUUGUGGAUCAGACUGGGCUCACAACAACAGUCUCAUCAAUGGCAGGGCAUUGCCUUCUCUCGAGGCAGUCACCACUAUGCUCCCGGGCUUCUCCAAAAACCUCAUGGGCGCAGUGAAGAACAUCGAGACCCUCGUUGGGGACUUCCGUACCCGGAUACGUGCCGUGGAGAAAGAUUUAUGGAAGGAAUACCAAACCCUGGAAAACAACCUCGAGCUCCGCACUAAACGUCUCGAUCGCCUCGAAACUCUCGCACGAAGCGGUAUUCCGGGCGAAAAGAGGGGCAGUAAAUCUGAGCUUGACAAGCUGACAGCUACGAAUGAUUCCCUGAGGCAGGAAUUAGCCUCGCUGAAAUCUUCGCGUGAAGAUCAGACCAAUCUCGUUGACAACGCUAGUCCUUCGCCUUCUGUACCUACAGGGCCACGUAAUCGCGCCCUGGAAAAGUCAUCGCGCACCUCGACGCUCACCCGAAAUUAUACCACAUCUACAAUAGAGACACUGGGACGUGCCGCCUCGAGAGCGGGGAGUGUAACGUCUAGAGCGGGGAGUGCAACCUCGAGAGCGGGGAGUGUAGUGGAGGCGAGCGCCGGCAGCAAGGACGAUACGACUAGUGGGGGCGGGUACACGCUGGAUCUGAAGUGGCAGAUCCGAUUGCAGGAGCUGGAGUAUAAGCUCAAGACGGAGAGAGAGGCGCGGAUCCUCGACAGGAGUAAUGCGCGGGCACGGCUGGAGGAAGCGCAUCGCGAGAAGGCGGAUCUGUUGGCGUUAAUCGAACGAAAUAAGAUUCGGGAGAGUAUGGGAAGGCCAGGCGAGGCGAGGUGA